Molecule: messenger RNA, 1980 nt
Organism: Ruditapes philippinarum (Manila clam)
Lineage: Eukaryota; Metazoa; Mollusca; Bivalvia; Venerida; Veneridae
Product: heat shock 70 kDa protein 12A-like
Exons: 14
Coding region: 184-1980 (598 amino acids)
Molecular function (GO): ATP binding; ATP-dependent protein folding chaperone
Source: RefSeq, a predicted model, not a curated record
UUUUAACAGUUAUCUUUCCUACUUUAAUCUAAACUAUAUCGUUUGUAUUUACUACAAAUAUACAUAUCACGUGUUACCUGUACGUGUGUUUAUUUGUUAUUCAGACGACAAUGUUAUUUUGGAACAGAAUGUUUUUCUCGUACAAAUAAAGAAUUGUUCCAAUAAAAUGCAAACUUUGUGACAAUGGGAGGCAAAGCAUCAAAAGAAGAACCAAAGGAAGAGGCAAAACCGCCGCCUGUAAAAGCACAGGUAAAAAAAGAAUUAAGGCCUACAGAUGGGGCUACAGGCGGACGGACUCUUCAACGUCCAAAUACAACAAUUGAUGAUGGGGCUAUCGGCGGACAGACUCUUCAACGUUCAAAUACAACAAUUGAUGAAGCAAAGAAAUCGAAAACAGCGGCAUGUUCUGACGAGGACUUAUUUACUAGAGAUGAUUUAUCUCUUGAUGACCUUAUCACGAAAAUGCGGCUGGAAAGAGAAAGUAAACAGGAUCGACCAUUUACAUCGUAUUCAAGAGGUUUUGGAACAAGACGCUCCCUUUUGAAGGCACGUUAUUCAAGUGAAAUGAAACACACCGUGGUCAAGUCGAAGAAAAGUAGUACGAUCCUUGUAGCCGCUAUAGACUUUGGUACUACAUACAGCGGUUAUGCUUACUCCUUUCGUGAAAACCCAAACAAAAUCUUUACAAACUAUUGGGAGAAAAGUGCUAUAAAGACUCCAACAGUUGUAUUAUUGGACGAUCACAAACAAUUUCAUUCAUUUGGCCAGGAAGCCAGAACAAAAUAUGAAGAACUCAUGAAAAAAGAGGAACAUCAAAAAUGGUAUCUGUUUGAGAGAUUCAAAAUGAAGUUGUUUGUACAAGAUGGUCCUCUCCAGAAGGAUAUGGAAAUUGAAGACAUCCUUGGUAAACCUAUGAAGGCAAUCACCAUUUUUUCUGAAGCUAUAAGAUAUAUAAGAAAACAUCUGCUUGGUGUUUUGGACGAUCCUAACAGAGAAGAACAGGUGCAAAUAGAGAAAGAGACGGACAUACACUGGGUGUUAACAGUGCCUGCAAUAUGGAACGAUUUAUCAAAGAAGUUUAUGAGAGAAGCAGCUAAAAACGCUGGUAUUCCUGAUGAAAUGCUUUCACUUGCGUUGGAGCCAGAAGCAGCGUCCGUUUUCUGCAAGAAUGAAUUAGGCAUUCAGAAAGUUCCUGUUGGCUGCAGAUAUUUAGUUCUAGAUCUUGGAGGUGGCACUGCGGACAUUACAUGCCAUGAAGUAAACAGCGAUGAAACGUUGAAAGAAUUGAUUCCGCCUACCGGAGGAGACUUUGGUGGAACAACAGUAGAUAAUAGAUUUCUACAAGUUCUUAGCAGCAUUUUUGGUGGUCCUUUAAUAAAGCGCUUCAAGACAAAAUAUACAAGUGAGUAUUGGGAACUUAUGUCUGACUUUGAACUGAAAAAACGUAAAAUUUUAUGGAAAAGCAAAAACUUCCAAAAGAACCCUUCCCGGGGCUGUGUUAGAGGAGCAAAUAAAAAGUAUGGCCACCACACUACAGCGAUUUCAUCAAGGAAAUGUACAUAUACGUAUGGUAUAGCUCGAAUGAUUAAGUUUGAACCCGGAAAACAUCCCGAUAAAAAGAAAGUAAACAUGGGCGACUUUACAUAUUGUGAUGACGCGUUUAACAAACAUAUAGAGGUCGGAACUGAAGUUCAUGUACAUUCAGCUGACACAGCCAAGGAACAUGAGUACUUUCCAUCAAGUGCUUACAUGAAACAAGCUGUAUUAGAGGUUUACAAAUCUCCAAAGAAGAAUCCGAUGUUUAUCGAUGAGGAAGGAAGCGAAUUUGUCGGAUUGAUUAAAGUUGAUAUAGAUCCAAAGGGAGACAUUUGGUCCAAACUUCUGGUAAAACUUAUCUUUGGAGGAACAGAGCUUAAAAUUCAAGUAAAAGAUGUGAAAAAUGGAACUAUAACAACAGAAGCUGUUGACUUUUUAGGAUAA